Messenger RNA from Cooperia oncophora, 273 nucleotides. The record is from the annotation of a GenBank genome assembly. NCBI's taxonomy places the organism in Eukaryota, Metazoa, Nematoda, Chromadorea, Rhabditida, Trichostrongylidae.
AUGUCGGGAAUGGAGGAUAUUGCCGGAUUCAAAGGACAUCACUGGAUCAGAGAAUCGUUCCAGUAUGUCAAUAAUAAUUAUCUGAAGCCUAUUCUUGUGAAUCGAAGAAGUAUGAAGCAGAUGGACAACACGAAAAUUGUGCGGAUGUUCGAGCGCUUGCAAUUACAAGAUGCAAAGGAUCUUGUCAAGGGAAAAGGUGAUUUCAGUAAAAAUCAGAUAUUCGUGCAGACGCUCAUCGACCACACUCGAAGCCGAAGCCGAAGCAAUACAACC